AUGGGUCUUUGCAAAUGUAAACGGAAGAAGGUCACCAAUCUCUUCUGCUUUGAGCAUCGCGUUAAUGUAUGCGAGUUCUGCCUUAUAGCGAGCCACCCUAAGUGCGUGGUUAAAUCCUAUCUUAAUUGGCUCAAGGAUGGUGAUUAUUCGUCGCAAUGUUCACUUUGUUCCAAAGAACUUGAUAAUGGCGAAGAGUGUAUUCGUUUAUUGUGUUUGGAUAUUUUCCACUGGCGGUGUUUAGACAAUUAUGCCUCGCAGCUUCCAGCGACAACGGCGCCAGCUGGUUAUGAGUGUCCGUCUUGCUCCAUGUGCAUAAUACCACUCACAAACCAGGGCGGCCCUGUCGCCGAAGCCUUGCGUCAAAAGAUUUUGUCUGCUAAAUGGGCGAAACCGAACCGCCAAGGGAAGGCUUCCUUCCCAAAAUCAAAGGCUGCAGUCCAGCCCAGAUCCAACGAAACCCUUGCCGCCUUUGAUGAUUCAAAACUUCUUGAUACAUCAGUGGAUACCUAUGCAAGUCAAUUUCUUCGUGAUCAAGAGAUGGUCACCCCUCCUACAAUGCCAUCUCCCAAGUCGGCGGAGACAGUGGUGCCCAUUGAAUGCCCUACAGUUGACACCUCGUCAAAAUCCCGGUUUGAGUACAAGGGCAACUGUCUUGACGACCCAAAACAACCUUUACAAAAGUUUGCAAAUCCUCGCAACUUAGUAAUUGACGACGAGGAUGCAGAUAAAUAUAGACGUCGUCCGGUUCCACCCUUCAACUCCAAUGGUCGACUUCUGGGCUUGACGCGUUGCAUCCCCUCGACCGCACCGCGGCUCUCCUACCGACGCCGACUUCUUUACAUAUUUGGGCUUGUCGUCUUCACCUGUUUCGCAACAAUACUAAUCACAAACCUGCUCUCUGCCCUCCCACCCCCGGAAGACACCCUGGUGCCCGCCCGACCCCACCUCCCCGUUGGUGUAUGA
This is a messenger RNA of Echinococcus granulosus, 963 nucleotides long. RefSeq names its product Zinc finger protein-like protein. NCBI's taxonomy places the organism in Eukaryota, Metazoa, Platyhelminthes, Cestoda, Cyclophyllidea, Taeniidae. The record is from RefSeq and is a predicted model, not a curated record. Gene Ontology annotation, cellular component: Golgi apparatus. The transcript has 5 exons. Bases 1 to 963 code for a protein of 320 amino acids.